This is a messenger RNA of Cylas formicarius (sweet potato weevil), 5037 nucleotides long. RefSeq lists its product as uncharacterized. The transcript has 7 exons. The coding region runs from base 161 to 4558 and encodes 1465 amino acids. The record is from RefSeq and is a predicted model, not a curated record. Lineage: Eukaryota; Metazoa; Arthropoda; Insecta; Coleoptera; Brentidae.
CAAUAGGCAGAAUCGUUGCUAACCAAAAACCAGAUUCUCUGGGUGAAACAAAGGCGUCACCACGCGGCAAACACCAAGCUGACAGUUUCUGACGCAUCGAUCACCAUUUCUCCAGACACCCGUUCAAAAUUAAAGUAAACCAACCCCAUAUCGCUUCAAAAUGUACAAAAUAUUCGGUCUGAGGUUAACCAAAUCGUACGCGUGCGUCGCGAACAUCAACGCGAGGUGCAAUUCCGUUAGUCCGACUCGUAACACUGCCGCUUUGACGCGGUCCGCCAAAGACGCCGAGAACUGCUCAAAGGCGGUGAAAAAAUCGUUCCCCAAGGCGAAACCCAAGUUUUUCGCGUUGCCCCAUCCCUUGUCCGCCAUGUUGCAAUGCUACUCGACGAAUCGGAAAAUUAUGAGCGGCAUGGCGUUCGAGUUGUACAAAUCGGCGACGGAACAGAUCGGCAACAUCCAGAGACGAAGGAGCACGUCGCAAUGGAAAACGGUUUUCGGGGCCAAAAGGGGCGGGAUCACGUACCCCACCCAUAACGCUAAGCACAACAUGGCGGUCGUCAAGCGGUAUAAGAUCAAAGAAGGUCCGUCGAAGAAACGCGAUUCGAAUCCCAAACUUUCCACUGGCAAAGUUCCGAAAGAGGCGAAAGGGACGGUCAGAGAGCAUCCGAUUGUGGGAGAUGCGUCGCAAGAAACGAAAAUGAAACUCAAACCGAAAUUUAUCGCUCUACUGAUGAAGAACGCGCGCAAAAUGCAACCCCAACCGAAACGUAACAAGAAGAAGCAGAAACAAGAACCAUUGCCGAUCCAGGCCCAUCCCGUGCCUCUUGUCAAUUACGAGAACUUGGGAAACGAGGCCCAACGAUUCUCGAACUUUGUCAAACAAAUGAAAAGUGAAGGGGUGAAGGGAAAAGAAGACGAGGAACGACAAACCCUAGAGAAAUUACGCAAGAUACAGGGCGACAAGCUGACGCUGGUCAAUCACAUGAAGAGCAUAUCUCGAAUGCGGGAAACUGUCCAGGAUCCGAAAGAAGACAUCGAUAUCGUAGUCGUGGUCGACUCCGAUAAACCGACGGCGACCGAAAACAAAGACGAAACCCUCGAGGAAGUCAGCGAAUGCGAAGAAUUAAACAGGUUAGCGGCGCAGAAACAAGAAACGGCGGCAAAAACGAAACUGAGACAGCGACAGAUGUCGGAGAGGCGGGCGCUGAGAGAGAAAGUCUAUUCAUCUCCCGCUCUGAAGAGCUCGGUUAAGGAUUUGACCAAGAGACCCAUUAGCGUGUUGAAGCAGAAACUGGCGAAAGACGACGCUGUCAAGAAGCAAAUCGAGCAGAUCUACGCUUGCGACGCCCACUCCUACACGAAAGACAAGAGGAUGAUGUUGGCGGCGAAACGGGUCUUUUCUUCCGACCAAAAAGAAGAUUUCUACGUCAAAAAGCAAAAAGAGUGGGAGGAAAUCCUAAAUACCGGAGAGGUGACAAAGAACAAUCCCGGCAAAGCGCCCUUUCAAGCCCCCGAUGGAAAUCGAAUAACGAACCAUCCGGAUCAGCUGUUGACCGUAAAAUCGAUCGAGCAACCAAAGGAAGAAAGAGACGCUGCCCUGCAGCUAAAGGAAGCCGUGUUGGAAGCUGGCGACGAAAUAGUACUGUUGGAGGAAGAUAUCGCGGCGAAAAAGGACGGCGUUUUGCAAGAGAUUCAAGAAUCGGCAGCGGAAUUCGCCGACGAGGUCCUGGAAAAGGUGGAAACCGCCGAGCUCAAAGAGUCCGUCGUUACGGAAGAUCGAGAUAGAAUUUUGGUGGAGCAGAGGCACGAGAUCGCGCCCCAACUGGCCGAAAAGAUCAUAGAACUGAAAGAAGACUUUUCGAGGAAGAACACGGUGGCCGUGGCGAAGAUCGACAAGAUCGAUUUGAUGCUGAACAAGAUUAAGAAGCUGCUGGAAGAUAAGGAAGCGUAUUUCGAGAACAAGCCGAGGCUGCCGCCGAUCCCGAAGCAAUCGCCGCCCGACCAAAAGAAAGACAAGGCUAAAAAAGAGAAACCGAAGGGACCAAGGGAUAUGGUGUUGCCACCCAAAGCGAGGACUAGCGUCGAGAAAAACCCGGCCGAGUCGAACCUGGCCACCGAAGGCGACAACGUAAUCAACUUGCAAAGGCUUGAAAUCAAAAUCGAAUUGGACAACGACCCGCGAGAUCAUCGAUCGAAAUUCAAAAAUGUCGCCAGAAUCUUUCAAGGCAUGAUCAACACGGCUCAGGUCAGUAGAAAUCCGCCCCCCUUCCAGACGAAGGCCGAAUGCUCGCAUGAAUCAUCGAAAUCUGAAGGCAACUCGUUAGACAACGAGUUAAAGAAACUGAAGGAGUGUCUCGAUAGGAGAACGGAAGGCGAACAGGCACAUAAAAAUGUGUUAAUCAAAGAUGAAACUUGCGAAACCAAACAAGCACUAAAGGAAGAAUGUCGUGAAGAAAAAAGAGAUCCGUCCAAAACUCUAAACUCCAAGCAGGCACUACUUAGGGAAGAAAAAGAAGGUCAAUCCAAAACGUCAAAAUCACUGAAAAAAGACUUCGGUGAAGCGAAUGGCCUCUGCAGAUCACCUCAACCCGCUAAAAUUGACGUUGGAGAAGCUAGAAAACAACCUGCGUUUCAUGAAUCUAAAAUAAGUCAACCAAAGUUGGAGGAAUGUCUGGGUAAAAGAAAAGAAAACGAGGAAGGACCUACAGAUAAAAAUACAAUGGCUACAGAUGACCCUUGCGCAAGUCUCCAGUCCAAAAAAGAGCAAGAAAAUCUCUCCAAAAUGCUAAAAUCACUAAAAAAAGACUUCGGUGAAGCGAAUGGCCUUUGCAGAACACCACAAUCCACAAAAAGUGACGUUGGAGAAGCUAAAAAACAACUGGUACAAGUUGAGGAAGAACAUUGUGGAGCCAAAGACGAUCUACGUAAAAAAGACGAUAAUGAAACGAAUCACCUCUGCAAAACAUCAAACCCAACAAAAAUUCAUGAGAAACAACCCCUACAUAAUCAAUCAAAAAUAUUAAACGAGUGUGUUGAUAAAAGAACAAAGAGGGCAGAAACCACAAAAGAAUUGGUGCCUCCGCCUUGUAACGAAUCAAACGUUCCUCCAAAAGAUGGAAAGUGCGAUUCAACUUCAGCGUCGUCGAUGACGGUCCACGAUAUAUGCAACAAAUCCAAAAAACCCAGACCAGCUAAAUGGGAGAAAGACCCCCGCAGGAACAGAGAGGGCAGGGAAUACGAACCCAGAGAUUCCUGCAACGAUGGUAAAAAGCGGGAACCUUGUAAAAAAGGUGAUGCGUUCGAGGUGACAACUACGGAUCAAAUUUCUAAGGACGAUUAUUGCCAGAGUUCACGUUCGAUCAGAAACGACCAGAUGAAGAAACAGACGCUAGAACUGUCUCAACAGAUGAAGAAGCAGACAGAAGAAGCUAAUUCAAGUAAACCACAAGUGAGGAUGGUGGAUGGUUCGUGCGGAAGGCCACAACCGAGUGAAACGAAAAAACAGCCAGUUCAAUCGAAUGGUGAAAACGACCAUUGCAAGGACGGUGUUAAAAAAAUCGAAAAUCUUGGCGGUUUAAAGAGUGGAGUCGAAGGAAAUGCUAGUCAGGGCGGCGAUUGCAGGAAACAAAACGGUAACGAAAAAGUAGCGGCAAAGAAACGAGACGAUUCGCCGGAUAUGAAAAAAUUGAAGGAGUGUCUAACGAGAAGGAAAGAGAAACCGACGGAAGGUGAACAACCUUUUGUCAAGACUUCCGCCCCAGCUACCCAACAACUGAAGAGUCCGAAAUUGAAUUUGACUUUGGAGUUUUCCAAAGUGGAGUGUGACGGAACUUCUCCGAGAGUUGAGGGUUCCUCACACAAGGGCGGCUCCAAAUCGUCACCAAAUGCGAGGCAAAUGACCAAUGUUGAAAAUAACGCGAAGAGGCCGGUCACAGCUAGAAUAAGGCCGCAUACUGUGAACAUGGCUAAUAGGCAAGGUGCGAUUCCCAAAAGCGUGGCCAGAGUGAAAGAAGUCAUAAGCAAACCCAACAAAGAGGCAGCGAAAUCAAUAUCUGCAACGAAUUUGAUUCAAUCCGGUGGAAAGCCUUUCAUGAAAGCGAAAAUUAUAUCCAUAUACAGCAAAAAUGGGAGGAGCUUGCGAAAGUUCGGCCACACGGACGACGUGGAAGAAACUAUCAAAUCGAAGGGUACAAUGAGCCCCAAUAAACGCCCAACCGUCGCCGAUACCAUUGCCCAAUACAUCGGACAUCAAGAGAGUGGGCCAGCAGUCAAAAUGCCGAUAAAUUCUCAGCAGCGUCUCGCGUUUAGACCGGCCAGUGCGGUAGCAGCGAAACCGGACGGUUUAGGAAAAAGUUCAACAAUCGCUUCUACUAAAUCGGUUCAACAACUCGUCGCUCACGGAUCGGACGUGAAAAAGGAACUUCUCGGAUUCGAUAUGGAUUACUUCAGAAAUCAAUCGUUGAGGGGCGAAAUUGAGAGGCAAAUCAAAGUCAAGAACGAGAACAAGCGGAAGAGAAUGAGAGCCAAGAGAAGCUUGGAAGCGGACAUCCUAUUUUGAUAAUGACACCAGCAGUGUUGAAGUUUGGCAUAAGCUUUAAAUUCCGACAUAAUGAAACGAAUAAAAGGCUCGUUAAUCGAUGGCUUCCGUUCAUUGAUGAGGGUUGAGCUUAAGAUGCGUGACAGUCGCUCGAAAAACUAUACCGUCCUUUCUAACAAUCAAUCAGACGAUUGCAUCGGUGGUGACGACGGUGAAAUAAUAAACAAAAAUGGGAAUAAAGAUGACUGGUAUUCUUUCGAUAUUGUUAAAGAAGUCCCUGAGGCGUUUGAGUGUCCCAGCGGUAGGCUUCAGGAUCGAAGACGCGAUAAUCUUUAUUAUAGGUAUCACGGGCACAGCUAUUACGACUUACAUGUGUACCUAAUAAGGAAAAUGAUCUUCUCCGAUACUGACGUCACCAAUAAAGAUCGUCAAUAGUAUUCGCAAACAUUAUAAAUCGCGUCCCAUUUUUUGCAAAAAAUAAAAACAUUCACAUACUUCGG